AUGACCGCCAUGUCCGCCGCUUUGCCCCCUUACUCAUCCGCUCCUCCCUCACCGGCCCCUCCCCACGAAGUAGUCAUUACCAUCCAGCCGCCUCACCUCGCUGCCAUUGCUGCCGGGACGCAGAACACAGAGUUGAGGGGCUACGACGUGCCCUCGACCCGGUGGUGGAUCUACGAGCCGGCACCGUUCAACGCACUCAAGUAUGUCGCCGAGGUCGCCGUCGUCCCUGUCCCGACUCCCAGCAGUUCCACAGCGGGUUCCAGCUCCAGCUCGGUGGACGACACUGUGGACGACAGUGCAGACUCCUCGGGCUCAGACGACACAGACGCCACUGUCGAAGCCGAAAACGCGGCAUACGCAUACCAGAUCCUCCGCCUCGAAGAGCUCGAGCCCCCACUUCCGCUGCACGAGCUCCGGCGGCGCGGGUGGCUCCGCGGCGCGCCGCACACGUACGCGUUCGUCAGCGACGGCAUGCGUGCCGACCUCGAGAGCGUCGAGCGGCGGCUGGUGUUUGACAACCGCGACGAGGACGAAGGCGACGUUGCCGAGGUCGAUGCGGAGAUUGUCCCCGUCGACCUCGACGGGCCAGUGCCCUCGCCCUUGAGUUGCGUGGCGGCGGAGAAGAGCGCGGUGUCUGGCGGCGAGAAGGCAGCGGCGGCCACGGGCCUGCAAGAUACCCUCGCUCUGCCUCGUCUCGGCGCUGUUUCCGUGGCAUAA
Apiotrichum porosum is the source of this 717-nucleotide messenger RNA. RefSeq lists its product as uncharacterized. NCBI's taxonomy places the organism in Eukaryota, Fungi, Basidiomycota, Tremellomycetes, Trichosporonales, Trichosporonaceae. The record is from RefSeq and is a predicted model, not a curated record. The transcript is spliced from 2 exons. The coding region runs from base 1 to 717 and encodes 238 amino acids.